Lodderomyces jiufengensis is the source of this 306-nucleotide messenger RNA. RefSeq lists its product as uncharacterized. The record is from RefSeq and is a predicted model, not a curated record. NCBI's taxonomy places the organism in Eukaryota, Fungi, Ascomycota, Pichiomycetes, Serinales, Debaryomycetaceae. The coding region runs from base 1 to 306 and encodes 101 amino acids. The transcript has a single exon.
AUGAGUCAAUUCUUAUCACAAAGUAAAUAUGCUAAAGAAGAUGAUGAAAACGAUUUAGAUUUAGGAGUUUCGAGCAAUAAAAAACUGGACGUGUCAGAUGAUUUAAAAAGUUCUUUAAGCAAUAGUGAAACAUUACAUGAUAAUAAACCAAAAAAAAAUGAGAAUAAAAAUAAAAAUCUUAAAAGUUCUGACACUAAAAAAGAUGUAGAAGCACGUUCAACUCCUGGUCCACCAAAUUGUAUAAUACUGUCUUUCAUGAUUGGAGUAGUCUUACUUGUAAUUCUACUUUUAAGAUUCAUAGGUUAG